Molecule: messenger RNA, 1296 nt
Organism: Talaromyces stipitatus ATCC 10500
Lineage: Eukaryota; Fungi; Ascomycota; Eurotiomycetes; Eurotiales; Trichocomaceae
Product: hydroxyindole O-methyltransferase, putative
Exons: 4
Coding region: 1-1296 (431 amino acids)
Molecular function (GO): O-methyltransferase activity
Source: RefSeq, a predicted model, not a curated record
AUGGCACAAGACCAUUUUGACCACACAUCCCAACUGGAUGGAGUCGCAAUCCAGGCUGGUGAUGGGCCCAGCGUAAAAUCAUUGAUUGGGGAGAUGAUAUCUUAUAGUGAUUCUCCUGGCAAUGAGCGUCACCGUCUCUCUUUGCUUCGAUUGGCUCGGGCUCUUGUGCAGGCCCUAGAGACCCCUCGAGAGACAGUUCUCAGACUGUGCUGGGCGGAGCCGACAUUGUACGGAGCGAUCAUCACCGCUAUCGAUUGUGGUAUCUUUUCGACGAUGGGAAAGAACCCCGAUAGCCCGAUCUCCGUCAUUCAACUCUCCGAAGCUACUCAGACCGAUCCAGCAUUACUUGGUCGAAUCAUGAAGCACUUAGCCGCCAUGGGCGUGGUCCAGGAGCGCGCAGUGGAUGUAUAUUUCCCCACCAGCUUGUCUUUGACGCUGGCUCUCCCCAAGUAUGCGGACGGCUUUACUUGCAUGGCGGAAGGAGCAAUGAGAGCAAUCUACAAGCUUCCCGCGUAUUUCCAGUCUGUCGGGUACCGCAACCCAGAUGACGCGACAGCAGGACCUUUCCAGUUUGCGUAUGGAACCUCCCAGCACUGGUUCUCAUGGGCGUCCGAUCAUCCGGCGGUAUGCCAGCAAUUCAACAACCAUAUGAGCGCGUACCAUCAGGGGCGCCCGAGCUGGAUGGACCUCGAUUUCUACCCGGUUGAAGAGGCACUCUUAACCGGAGCAAAGUCUGACUCGGAUGCGGUCCUGCUGGUGGACGUUGGUGGCGGCCUUGGUCACGAUCUUGCAGAGUUCCACCGCAAGCAUCCAUUUGCCCCGGGAAGAUUGAUCGUCCAAGACAAGGGCGACGUUAUCCAGCCAAUUUCUGGGAAUCUGGGAAAGGUAGAAGCGAUGGCUCAUGACUUCUUUACGGAACAACCCAUCAAAGGUUUGACACCAAUUCGAUCACUUCUACAGCUGCGGGAUCUAACUGUUCCAGGUGCCAGGGCAUACUACCUACAUUCCGUCCUACACGAUUGGCCCGACCACGAAUGCCAUUUGAUCCUGAAGCGGAUCGCAGCAGCCAUGACUCCUGGAUACAGCAAGUUGCUAAUUAACGAGAAUGUCGUCCCUGACCUCGGGGCCGACUGGCAGAUCACCGGUCUGGACCUUAUGCUCAUGACCCUGGUUUCCGCUCGCGAGCGGAGGGAGAAUGAAUGGCGCCAGCUACUGGAAAUGGCCGGGUUUCGGAUUGUUAACAUCUGGAGUCAUGUCAAUGGAGUAGAGAGUCUGAUCGAGUGUCAACUAGCUUGA